GAGAGUUGAGAGAGUGCGAGGAUCGAGAAAAGAAAGAAAGAAGGAUGGCAAUCUAUAGGAUCGCGAUCGGGGCACCCGGAGAGGCGAGCCACCCGGAUGCGCUCAGGGCGGCGCUCGCCGAGUUCUUCUCCAUGCUCAUCUUUGUUUUCGCCGGCGAGGGAUCCGGGAUGGCUUUCAACAAACUCACUGACGACGGAUCGACCACCCCGGCGGGUUUGGUGGCGGCUGCACUCGCUCAUGCGUUCGGGCUGUUCGUGGCAGUGUCGGUGGGCGCGAACAUAUCGGGCGGCCACGUGAACCCGGCCGUGACGUUCGGGGCGUUCCUCGGUGGGAACAUAACCUUGUUGAGGGGGAUCUUGUACUGGAUCGCGCAAUUGCUCGGGUCGGUGGUGGCCUGCUUGCUCUUGAAGUUCGCUACUGGCGGAAUGGAAACAUCAGCAUUCUCGCUCUCGUCCGACGUUUCCGUGUGGAAUGCGCUGGUCUUCGAGAUCGUGAUGACCUUCGGCCUGGUGUACACCGUGUACGCCACUGCGGUGGAUCCGAAGAAGGGUAAUGUGGGAAUCGUCGCGCCCAUUGCGAUCGGCUUCAUAGUUGGCGCUAACAUCUUGGCUGGCGGCGCGUUCGACGGCGCCUCCAUGAACCCGGCCGUCUCCUUCGGCCCGGCCGUGGUCAGCUGGUCCUGGAGCAACCACUGGGUGUACUGGCUCGGCCCGCUCAUCGGCGCUGGUAUCGCGGCUCUCGUGUACGACAACAUUUUCAUCGGAGACAACGCGCAUGAGCCUCUUCCGACAGCCGAUUUCUAGGCUUUUUCCGUUAAUCUCUUUUAAUUCGGUGAAAUGCAAAAAUAAUCGUCUUUUUUAUCGGGCAUGAUAGAGAGAAGUUGGGCUUGUUACAUUGUAACAAAAUAGGUGUUGUCUGUGUCUUAUAUUUUUAUUGUCGGAGUAUGGUUUAAAUGUUUCUUGUACUUUGUUAAGAUCAUGAGAGGUUUUGUUA
Molecule: messenger RNA, 993 nt
Organism: Syzygium oleosum
Lineage: Eukaryota; Viridiplantae; Streptophyta; Magnoliopsida; Myrtales; Myrtaceae
Product: aquaporin TIP1-2
Exons: 3
Coding region: 45-803 (252 amino acids)
Biological process (GO): transmembrane transport; water transport
Cellular component (GO): membrane
Molecular function (GO): water channel activity
Source: RefSeq, a predicted model, not a curated record